UCUACCAUCUAAUGCGAAUGGAGACCCAAGCUUUCGCCUCCAUUAGAUCCCUUCAUUGCUUCGGGACCAUCUCAUGGCGACGCCGCCGCCGCCGCUGCACCUGCUGAGGCUGGUGAUGAGCUGCCGCAAGAUAACGGCGGAGGUCAUCGCCCCUCAGUCGUCGACGAUCGUCGCCAUGGCAUCCUCCGACGAGCCCGAGUUCUUGACCCUGAACCGCGCCCGGAUCAACCGGUUCGCCCCGACUCGGCUCUUAUGGGAUGCCCGCGUCGCCGCCCGGGUCGGCGAGAAGCUGGGUAUCCGCCUCCGCGAGAUCGGCGUGUCCAACAUCGAGAUCGACCCACUUGAGUUCUCCCGCGCGCCGCACCUGCGACGCCCCGCUGCCUCCCUCUUCGACUCCGUCGAGCGCGCCGGCAUCUGCGUCGCCGGCUCCGAUAAACUCCAUUGGCCCUAAAUGGCGUCCGAUCUCCGACCCUACUCUCGUUCCUUCCUCAAUUCACGAUUUGUGGCCAGGAUUACAAUAUCCCAUUUCAUGCAUGCUGAAGAUGCUGCUUCAACCUGAUUGAAGGACUUGGGUUCAGAACCAUAUCAAACUUUCUGCUGUGACUUGCUUAUAGAAUAGGCUUUUGUUCAGAACCAUAUCAAACCACAUCAAGAGAAGAAAAACAAGAAGAAUAAUUUUGAGUGAAUUAUCCUGCAAAGAGUUUCCAUGAGACACAAUGGCUUGAUGGUUUGUGAAAAGGAAAAGAUGAGCUAUUACAGUAGAAAACAUUGCAACCAGGAGAAAGCAGAACUCAACCUAUCACUAACCAUCUGCAUGAGCUUCGACAAGAAUAACCAAUAUAUCACAGCAUCAUAUACAAGGAACACAUUGAUGUGGCUCAAAACCUGGAGAAACCUAUUUCAAUAGGAAAUGUCAAUAUGGUUAUGAUCCUCAAGUGAAGGCUAGAGUUACAAUGUCCAAACUUUUCUAAUCCUAUGCAAUGUUGAACCUAAUUUUAUAUGUGUAUAUAUAUGAAAGUAAACCUGAUAUUUGGA
Messenger RNA from Musa acuminata AAA Group (dessert banana), 1035 nucleotides. RefSeq lists its product as uncharacterized. The record is from RefSeq and is a predicted model, not a curated record. The transcript is spliced from 2 exons. Gene Ontology annotation, biological process: translation. NCBI's taxonomy places the organism in Eukaryota, Viridiplantae, Streptophyta, Magnoliopsida, Zingiberales, Musaceae. The coding region runs from base 74 to 451 and encodes 125 amino acids. Gene Ontology annotation, molecular function: 5S rRNA binding; structural constituent of ribosome. Gene Ontology annotation, cellular component: ribosome.